AUGUCUGUCCGCUGGUAUCCCGUGCAAUACUGCGUAGCCAGGCAUCAUUGGCGUUUCUCCUCUGCACCAGCUGAAGCGCUUCAUCAACUUGGUGUCUGGCAUGAAGUCAGUAAUGGGCCCGCGAUUCGGUUUCAACGGCCUUCACACCUCCCACAUCUUCUCUGCCGGUCAAAUUGCCCGUCUGCACCAACGCCGGUGACGCCAUCGACAACCAAGCGACAAGAGCAGCCGUUCCAGGGCCAUCUCAUUGCUCGCGCCGGCCGCAUUCCGCCAAGUCUGUUCAGACCAUCCAGACUUGGUGGAGAGAGUCUCCACCAAUUGGCGAUGUACCAAUACUCGUACCGCUCUCGCUCCGCACAUGAGCUGCAAAGUCUCGUCCUGGACGUCGAUGAGCUUUCAUCAUCGUGA
Molecule: messenger RNA, 408 nt
Organism: Zasmidium cellare ATCC 36951
Lineage: Eukaryota; Fungi; Ascomycota; Dothideomycetes; Mycosphaerellales; Mycosphaerellaceae
Exons: 1
Coding region: 1-408 (135 amino acids)
Source: RefSeq, a predicted model, not a curated record